GGGGCCUCUAAAGUGAAGUGACCUUCUUUACGACCGACAGAAACCGCUCGCCGGCUGAGAGGAAUUGCCUACACCUACACCGGAGUGAUUUUAACCCCCCAUAUUUUAAUCAAAAGCUGACUAUGGGAGACAUUGCCAAAGGAAAGAAGGCUUUUGUCCAGAAGUGUGCUCAGUGCCACACAGUAGAGGAGGGCGGCAAGCACAAGGUGGGCCCCAACCUCUGGGGUCUGUUCGGACGCAAGACCGGACAGGCAGAGGGCUUCUCGUACACAGACGCCAACAAGAGUAAAGGUAUUAUCUGGGGUGAGGACACCUUGAUGGAGUACCUGGAGAACCCCAAGAAGUACAUUCCUGGAACCAAAAUGAUCUUCGCUGGCAUCAAGAAGAAGGGAGAGCGCCAGGACCUCAUCGCAUACCUGAAAUCAGCAACAUCGUGAACGAAAUCAUAAACAUCAGAAUAUUUAAUGACAUUUUAUUUUUUUGUUUGUUUAUUUUUAGGCUUGCACAUGCUAAAUAUGUGGUUUUAUGUUUAGUCAUUUAAAUUUAAGGUUAAUUUAUGUUGUCUAGGGUUAGAAAAGUGGCGCAUCUUGUGAGCCAAUAAGUUCACAGCAAAUGUCGCUUCCUCUUUAACGUCAGGGUGCGAGCAGUUGGUCAAGUGGCUAAACAUAAAACUACAGUCUGUUAUUUUGUCAAUCUGUGCUUUGACUCUAACAAGAAGAACAAAUGAAUCACAUUAUGUAAAAUUUCUCAAUGAUAGGUUGCCUGACCUGUCACUUCUGUUUUUCAUGACACUUGUCUGGUACUGUCUGUUAGGAGAGCUAUCUGCCAUCGACCUCAUUUUUAAAAAUAUAACUGAAAAAUGUCAUCUAAUAUUAGUUACGUCAGAGUGAUAAUGGGUGGAAAUUUUGGAAUUCUUGAUGGUUAACUGGUACUGACUCUAAAUCCUGCCCCCAGCCUUCAUGUCGGCUGGAGUUUCUAACAUUGCAGAGGAUGACACAUGUGACGCCUCUGCCCUCCCUGUUCAUCCUUGUAUUGGAUUUAGAUUCUACACACUGAACAUUUUGUCCUCUAAAACUUUUGGACAAAGCCUGUUGUUGCAUUGUACGACUCCUCACAGAGCCUGAUCUGUUGGCUUCCUGAAGCAGCCCCUCUGAGCUCCUGUUUUUACCCUCAGCCUGUCAUCAGACUCAGUACAGGUUUGGUUUUUUUAAACGUUGUGCUAAGAGUGACACACUGCCUCUUUACAGCUAAGAAUUGUGGGGUAGGAAUAUAAAUGAAUGCCUUUGAAACCACCACUAUGCUGAGAUCCCUACAGUGUGAAAUCAGCCGGCAUGCACUACAAUCACCAUGCCUAACAAUAUUGUAGAACUACUGUAUAGAAAAAGAGAAAUGGCACCAUCAGGACAGAAGGAUGAUUUUUGUUAUUUACCUGGUUUCACAGGCCUGAAAGAGUGUUGUUUUAACUUAUUUUACUGUAAUCUGACUGACUGCAUCUGUAAAACAUUUCGAUGGGGCUUCUUGUACAUGGUGCACACAGCAGUGUAGUGCACAUAAACAAUACUAUGAUGUGGUAGCUAUGUUCUGUAGUUGUGGGCAGGAUAAAUGAAGGUUCAAUUAAAAGAAAACGUCCAGAAAUGUAAACCAGACUGGUUGUCU
Molecule: messenger RNA, 1656 nt
Organism: Chelmon rostratus (copperband butterflyfish)
Lineage: Eukaryota; Metazoa; Chordata; Actinopteri; Chaetodontiformes; Chaetodontidae
Product: cytochrome c
Exons: 3
Coding region: 123-437 (104 amino acids)
Biological process (GO): mitochondrial electron transport, cytochrome c to oxygen; mitochondrial electron transport, ubiquinol to cytochrome c
Cellular component (GO): mitochondrial intermembrane space
Molecular function (GO): heme binding; electron transfer activity
Source: RefSeq, a predicted model, not a curated record